UCUUAUUCCCAAACUCUAAGAGAUCCAUUGCUCAGCAUCACUUCUCAAAGAAUUAAGUUCGACAUGGCUAUCCGUUUUCAGAGGAUUAUUCGUGCUAAGCAGUUUCCCCGAUGCAUUCUUCCUUCUCUAGAGACCACAGAUGUGCCUAAAGGCCACUUUCCUGUCUAUGUUGGAGAAACUCAAAAAAAGAGAUUUGUGAUUCCAAUCUCAUACUUGAAGCAUCCUUCAUUCCAGAAAUUACUAAGCCAGGCUGAAGAAGAGUUUGGGUUUGAUCAUCCACAGGGUGGCCUCACAAUCCCAUGCAGAGAAGAAGUGUUCAUCAAUCUAACUUGCAUCAUGGGUUUUCGUUUGCCUGGGAUAUUUACUGCUGAACAGGGUGCAGAGGCCAGAAAUGUGCCAAAAGGCUAUUUGGCUGUUUAUGUGGGAGAAGCCCAGAAGCAGAGGUUCGUGGUUCCAAUCUCAUACUUGAAGAACCCUUCAUUCCAGAAGUUGUUGAGUCAGGCUGAAGAAGAGUUUGGAUUUGAUCAUCCAAUGGGUGGUAUCACAAUCCCAUGUACAGAGGAGGCCUUCAUUGAUGCAAUUACUAGUAGUUUGAACAGCUCAUGA
This is a messenger RNA of Vitis vinifera (wine grape), 606 nucleotides long. Its product is annotated as auxin-induced protein 10A5-like. Lineage: Eukaryota; Viridiplantae; Streptophyta; Magnoliopsida; Vitales; Vitaceae. The record is from RefSeq and is a predicted model, not a curated record. The coding region runs from base 64 to 606 and encodes 180 amino acids. The transcript is spliced from 2 exons. Gene Ontology annotation, biological process: response to auxin.